Messenger RNA from Acanthopagrus latus (yellowfin seabream), 1476 nucleotides. It is a transcript of the gene cpa4, whose product is annotated as carboxypeptidase A4. The transcript has 11 exons. Gene Ontology annotation, biological process: proteolysis. The record is from RefSeq and is a predicted model, not a curated record. The coding region runs from base 16 to 1374 and encodes 452 amino acids. Gene Ontology annotation, molecular function: zinc ion binding; metallocarboxypeptidase activity. NCBI's taxonomy places the organism in Eukaryota, Metazoa, Chordata, Actinopteri, Spariformes, Sparidae.
AGGUAACUUUCCUGUAUGGGAACAGUCCACCUGCCACCUGAUGAUAGGAAGAAAGUAGAAAAACUGAUGCCUCACACAUUUGUGGUUCUGAAACGGUCCAGACUCAGAGACGAGAUGAGAGGUCUCUGGCUGCUUUUGGUGCUUGUGGCUGCGGCCCAGGCUGAGAGGGUGUUCAUCGGAGAUCAGGUCAUCAGGGUCAAUGUGCAGAAUGAGGAACAGAUCCAACUGCUGCAGGCCCUGGAGAGUCAAGAAGCGUGGGAGCUGGACUUCUGGCUUGACCCAGUCUCCACUGAGCUGCCUGUUGACAUCAGAGUGCCCCGCUCCAGUUUGAGCUCUGUGAAGGAGUACCUCCGUGUCAACAACAUCGCCUACUCUGUUCUCAUCAACAACCUUCAGGAGCUUCUCGAUGCAGAGAAAGCUGAGAUGGAGAUGAACCAGAUGAAGGAGCGCCGCACCCGCAGCUUCAACUUUGGAGCCUAUCAUAGUCUGGAGACGAUCUACAGCUGGAUGGACACUCUGGUGGCUCAGUACCCCAACCUGGUCUCCAAGCAGGAAAUUGGGAAGUCAUAUGAGAACAGGCCCAUGUAUGUGCUCAAGUUCAGCACCGGAGGAAGCAAGCGUCCUGCUAUCUGGAUCGACACCGGUAUCCACUCCAGGGAAUGGGUGUCUCAGGCUACCGGAGUGUGGACAGCCAACAAGAUUGCCACUGAUUACGGUACCGAUGCCUCCCUGACCUCCCUCCUGAACACCAUGGACAUCUACAUGCUGCUCCUGGCCAACCCUGAUGGAUAUGCUUACACCCACUCUAAUGACCGUAUGUGGAGGAAGACCCGCUCCAUUAACUCCGGCUCUGUGUGCCGUGGAGUUGAUCCCAACAGGAACUGGGACGCAGGCUUUGGCGGCCCUGGUGCCAGUAGAAACCCCUGCUCUGACUCCUUCCACGGCCCCUCGGCCCACUCUGAGAUCGAGGUGAGGAAUGUGGUGAACCUGAUCCAGGGCCACGGCAACUUCAAGUCCUUCAUCUCCGUACAUGCCUACUCCCAGCUGCUCAUGUACCCCUAUGGCUAUUCCUGCGAGAAAGUGCCCGAUCAGCCUGAGCUGGACUCUGUUGGCAGAGCUGCAGUGCAGAAACUCACUUCCCUUUAUGGUACCAGAUACAAGGUUGGAAGCAUCUGUAACAUCAUCUAUCAAGCCAGUGGCGGCAGCAUUGACUGGUCUUAUAACAUGGGCAUCAAGUACUCCUACGCCUUCGAGCUGAGGGACACUGGUCGCUAUGGUUUCAUUCUGCCAUCCAAUCAGAUCAUCCCCACGGCCUCCGAGACCUGGCUGGCUCUGAAACACUUAAUGGAGUACGUCCGUGACCAUCCCUAUUAAUCACCAUAACAGCAGAAGGAGGGAAUAUUUUAAAAGAAUUCACUCUAUGCUGAUGACAUCUGACUUGACCAAAGUCCAAUAAACCAAUACAAAACCUGUCUA